AUGACUAAACUCCCUCCCUCUCCUAUCUACCGCCUAAAAUGUAAAACUCAAUCAUACGACUGGGGAAAAUUGGGCGAUGUAUCCAAAGUGGCAAAAUUCGCAGAAAAAUCAGGAACCAUUGUUGAUCCUUCUCUACCUUAUGCUGAAUUGUGGAUGGGAACUCAUCCAAACGCGCCCUCCAUUGUGAUGAAUGAGGAUGAGGAUACUCUUAGAGACAUCAUUAGAGAUCAUCCUGAGCUCAGUACAGAAGAUAUUUAUGAAAAAUAUGAAAGUGAUCUCCCGUUUCUUUUCAAGAUUCUCUCUAUUCGUAAAGCACUCUCUAUCCAAGCCCACCCAGACAAAACACUGGGCGCUCGAUUAUUCAGAGACUUCCCAGAUAACUACAAGGAUCCUAAUCACAAGCCUGAGAUGGCAAUUGCCUUGACGCCGUUUGAAGCUUUGUGUGCCUUUAGACCACUGAAUGAGAUUGGUUACCAUUUGGAGACGUACCCUGAAUUCGCAGCUAUUGUGGGACCUGAAGCAACAGACUCAUUUUUGUCUAUCAUGGAUUCUGAUGAUGUGGAGAUAAAUAAGUCUGCACUUAAAAAUGUAUUUUCUGCCCUGAUGAACAGUCCUCAAGAUAGAGUUAAAGAGCUCCUUACAGAUAUGAUAGACCGUCUCAAAGACAUGGAAGACAGAAACGAAUUAGCCAAUCUUAUCCUGCGACUCGAUCAACAAUACCCAGGCGGCGACGUUGGUGUAUUUGCAGUUCUUUUGCUAAAUUAUAUCAAAAUGGAACCAGGCCAGGCUAUCUUCUUGGGUGCUAAUGAGCCACACGCCUAUUUGUCAGGAGAUUGCGUAGAGUGUAUGGCUGCAAGUGACAAUGUUGUCCGGUCUGGGCUGACGCCUAAGUUUAAGCACGUAGAUGUUUUGGUAGAUAUGUUAACCUACCGCUAUGGCUCAGCUGAAUCACAGAAGAUGACCCCAGUUCAAUUCAGUGAUUAUUCACUACUUUAUGACCCACCAAUCGAAGAAUUCUCUGUCAUUUUGUCCUCUCAGAAUCCUGGCGAUGUAGAGCAUGAAAAGGCUAUUCAGGGUCCUAGUAUCCUGAUUGUCACACAAGGUGGCGAGGGAAUUCCAGAAGCAGAGACGACAUAUUCUCUUGAAGAAGGCUAUGUUUACUUUAUCGGUGCCAAUACCCCAAUAUCUGCCAUCGCUGGUGAUAAUGGCUUAGAAUUCUACAGGGCUUUUACUGUUCUUCCUAAAUUAGAAGAAUAA
This is a messenger RNA of Phycomyces blakesleeanus NRRL 1555(-), 1257 nucleotides long. RefSeq lists its product as hypothetical. Gene Ontology annotation, cellular component: cytosol. The transcript has 5 exons. Gene Ontology annotation, molecular function: zinc ion binding; mannose-6-phosphate isomerase activity. NCBI's taxonomy places the organism in Eukaryota, Fungi, Mucoromycota, Mucoromycetes, Mucorales, Phycomycetaceae. Gene Ontology annotation, biological process: carbohydrate metabolic process; GDP-mannose biosynthetic process. The coding region runs from base 1 to 1257 and encodes 418 amino acids. The record is from RefSeq and is a predicted model, not a curated record.